Molecule: messenger RNA, 2681 nt
Organism: Ceutorhynchus assimilis (cabbage seed weevil)
Lineage: Eukaryota; Metazoa; Arthropoda; Insecta; Coleoptera; Curculionidae
Source: the annotation of a GenBank genome assembly
UAAUAAUUGCACUUAAUCUAAAUGUAAUUGUAUACUAUUUCCGCUUCGAUCUUGAUCUAUGAAAAAUUUCAAAAAUGAAAUUUUUAGUGUUUUUUGGAAUCGGGUUUUUCAGUGUUUCGUUCGGUGAAGCAUAUUUUCAAAAUGAUUUCGAUUUGUUUCCCGAGUUACCGUUGGGGGUGCCAAAAAGUGUUAACCCAGUGUGCAGGGAGCAUAGUGAACUAUUUGUGGAUAAUUUGAAAAAUUUAACUUUGUGGGCUCACGAAAUGUGGGACGCUACAGCGAAAGCCACAACAGGCGUUCUCAGAGGCAACGCAUUCCAAAUGGGACAGUUCGAACAAUGCUUAACAGCAAAAGCACCAUUCGAGCCUCAAUAUUGUAUGGUGACCGUUACAAUAAACGUUCCAAAUUUGCAAAAACCGAACAGGGACAAGCUGGCAAUCGAUUUCGAUCCGGGAGAUUCGGUUCUGGACAGGCUUUAUAGGUACCAGGAUAGGACUCAACAACCCAGGAACACCAUUAAUAUAGGAUGGUGCAUUCCAGCUUCGUGCACAUUGCAUGAUUUGGAGGUAUCCUUAAACGAUUAUUUGAGUAAUGUAGAAACUCCUUUGAACAAAAAUAACAUUAGUUAUUCUGCAAUUAUUAAAAAGGAGUUUUGCCGUACUGCGUCGGAAAAGCAGUAUUUCACUUAUGCUGACUAUUCUUUUGGCUUACUUGCUCUAAUAUUCAUCCUAUUGGUCCUUCUAUCUACAGUGUAUGAUUAUCAAGUGAACAAUAAGGAAAACGCAGAUGAAAAAGCUAAAAAGAAAUCAACUUCUCAGAAGAUGUUCCUGGCAUUUUCUGCAAGAUCAAAUUUCACAGAGAUGACCCAGUUAGAAACUUCAAACAAUGAUUUGAACAUUUUGUAUGGCUUGAGGACAAUUUCAAUUUUAGUAAUAAUUAUGGAUCAUCGUUUUGGGACUUUUACUUCGUCCGCUUUGAUUAAUUUUGAUUAUGUUGAAAGCCAAUACAGAGCUUUAUUUGCUUGUGUAGUAUUCCACGGAGACCUUUUUGUGGAUACGUUUUUUCUUUUGAGUGGACUUCUGGUGGCCUAUGGAUUACUCAGCCAAUUUGACAAGCGAAUGGUUAGUCCUGGAUUUAUUGUAUUUCUUCGUUAUAUAAGGUUGACUCCUGUAUACGCUUUCGUCAUCUUCUACUACGCAACCCUAUUUGAUUACACUGGAAAUGGUCCUUUAUGGAAAGUCGUAGCCGGAGCAGAUUCUGACGAUUGCAAAAAAAACUGGUGGGCCAAUCUUCUUUACAUUAACAAUUACGUUAAUCCUGAUCACAUGUGUAUGACCCAUGCCUGGUACCUCCCUUGCGAUUUCCACUAUUUCAUCAUAGCCAUAGGCAUUUGCAUUCUUAUCAACAAACACAAAAAAUGGGGCCUUAGCGCUUUAGUGGCCACAACUAUUAUAUCAAUGGCGAUUCCUUUCAUUCUCACUGUUAUAUAUCGUCGACCAGCAAUGUUAAUGUUCUAUCCAGAUUUCCUGACUGGACCCAAGACUCAUCCUGAUUUUUUGCUUACUUACAGUAAGUCACAUACUAGGGCUACGCCGUACUUUAUUGGAAUGUUUGCUGGAUAUAUUUAUUAUUCAUUGAAAGGAAAAGAUUAUCAUGUUUGUAAGACUAAAUCCGCCUUUAUCAUCAUACUCUCCAUUUUAUCCAUCGCUGCCUCAGUUUUCAGUGGGUCAGUUUUCUAUGACCCUUACCACCCUUACAAUCCUUACGAAUCAGGAGCGUACGCUGGACUUCAUCGAGCUUUAUGGGCUCUAGGAAGUAUAGGACUCAUGUAUGUGGCUAGUUAUGGUCAUGCCAGUUUUAUUUCGAAAAUAUUAACUUGGAGCCCUUGGAUACCUUUGAGCAAAUUACAGUAUGGUGCCUACUUAAUCCAUAUGCAAUUUCAACUGAGAUCAGCAGCCACAUUUAUGAAUCCAAGAUACAUUACAUAUUUUGAUUUGAUAAGUCUAUCAGCGUCUGACAUGGUCUUAGCAUUUAUUUGUGCUCUUGCACUUUAUUUGAUGAUUGAAGCCCCUUUCAGGAAGAUUUUUAAGGAAUUACUCAAUUCCAAAAGAGAACCGAAAGGGCCCAAAAGAGUUGAGGAAGCAACGCAAAUUAAUGGUGUAGCGGUUAUUAGUGACACAGAGAAUGGCGUAAUAAGGAAUAGAAAUAACAACAAUAAUAAUACGGUUAAUAUGCAAGACAGUAGAUUGUAAAAUAUUGAGCUUAUUUGGUAUAUUUUUCAAUAUAUUUAUUUUUAAUUCAUAGAUUCUCAUUUUCAAGGUAUAGAUUAUUUUAUUUCUAGAUCUAGAUUAUUGAUAUAACAGCAGAAUAGUAUGUAAUUAUUAAAUCAAUGCAAUUUUAUUUUAUUAUUAAAUCAUAUCAGUUUUAAGGAUUCAUGUAGAUGUUAAUUUUAUUUAAUUAUAUAUAAUAUUUUAAUUAUUUGUUGGAAAAAUAUAUAGUUCUAUUGUAAUUGUUAAUAUUUAUCACGGUUGAAAUAUUAUUCGUGUUGUACCUACUUGUUACUGUUAUUUGUGGUAUUGAAAUUUUAUAUAUUUUAGUAGUGAUUGUUUCCACCUAUUUAUUCAAUAUUCAAAUGUCUUAAUCAUGUAAAUAAUUAAAUUAUGAUAUAAACAAAAUUAAAA